Messenger RNA from Peromyscus leucopus (white-footed mouse), 3302 nucleotides. RefSeq names its product RBBP8 N-terminal like (gene Rbbp8nl). The transcript has 14 exons. Gene Ontology annotation, molecular function: double-strand/single-strand DNA junction binding; damaged DNA binding; Y-form DNA binding. The record is from RefSeq and is a predicted model, not a curated record. Lineage: Eukaryota; Metazoa; Chordata; Mammalia; Rodentia; Cricetidae. The coding region runs from base 174 to 2087 and encodes 637 amino acids. Gene Ontology annotation, biological process: double-strand break repair via homologous recombination; DNA double-strand break processing involved in repair via single-strand annealing. Gene Ontology annotation, cellular component: site of double-strand break.
UUCUGUCUUGCAAGUUCAUACUGCUUGCUCCUAUCUCUCCCAGGAGGGGAUCACUCAGGACCGAGGCCCCUGGAGGUCCCAGGCUGGCCAAGUGGCCAUGCUGGACCCAGAAGGGCAACAGAGGUCCCAGCCCUCCUCAUAGCUAGUGCAGAGUGACCAGCGCACAAGGAGCCAUGGACAGCUUCAUGGAGUCGCUGAACAGACUGAAGGAGGCCCAUGAGAAGGAGGUCCUGGGCCUGCAGAACAAGCUGCUAGAACUGAACUCAGAGCGGUGCCGGGAUGCCCAGAGAGUAGAGGAGCUCUUUGCCAAGAACCACCAGCUCCGGGAGCAGCAGAAGGCACUGAAGGAGAACCUGAGGGUGCUGGAGAACAGGCUGCGGGCUGGCUUGUGCGAUCGCUGCAUGGUCACUCAGGAGCUGGCCAGAAAGAAGCAGCUGGAACUGGAAAGUGCACGCCUGCAGAGCCUGCAGCAUCUCUGCAUCCUCACCAAUGAGAUGAAUGGGCUGAGGGAAGAAAACAAGCUCCUGAAGGAAGAAGUGAGGAGGCUUCAGAGCCUGGGAGACAAGGCUGCACCCCAGGCCUGGGAGGGCACCUCAGGGCCCCCAUCACCCAUGCCUCUUCCCUCACCCGGUAACCGGAAGGGUGCCACCGAGAACCCCCCAGGAAGCCCGGAGGAGGCUGAGGAAGAACAGCCAGGCACAGAGAAGGUGUCAAGCCACAAGACAUCCCCGGUGGCCAGAAUCUCCCCAGUUGCCAACCUGCCUGAGCCACGAGCCCUGGACAUGAGCCCUCAGUGCAUCUCCAACCAACUGCACUCGACAGUAGCUGUGGUGCGGCCAGGCUCCCGGGCCUGCCCACCAGACUGUGGCACUGCCAACGGCACACCCCCACCGCCAUCCACCAGAAGCAGCCCACCCAGCCCAGCAUAUGAACAUGGCUUCCCUGUGGACAGCUUCCUGCGGGUCUCCCGGCCAUCAGCCAUAGCCUAUGAGACCCUGAAGCGCUCCCUUCAGACGGAUCGCCUCUGCCUUCUGAAUCGCCACCUGUCUCUGCACCUGCAAAGCCCCCACAGCAGCCCCCUGGCUCCUGCUAUAGCUGCCCAUAGCUCCCUGCCCCAGGGCCUGAAGACUAGAGAGGCAGAGGCAUGGGAGGAGCCGGGUGCCUUGGUGGGCAUACAGGACCCACGGCUGGAAGGAGCACUGCAGCUGUUGCUGGUUCAGCAGCAGCUGCGAGCCCGGGCACGGGCAUGCAGUGCCAGGCUGAGGGUCCCGUCCACACAAGAAGACGUGCCAUUUUCCCCACCAGCUGGCUCGGAUUCUGAGAACUCAGAGAGUGAGGCCCCCAGGACAGCUCUGAGCACAGAGGCCCAGCCUGAUGGGUGGCACCCUCAGUCCACAGGCCAGUGUAGCCCCCCAAGGAAGGAGAUACAUGUGACCACUCAGGACUGUCCCCCAGACAAGCCUCUGGACCUCUCUGACCGGGGACGGUGUCGGGACAUCCCCAAGUCCACUCUCAGCACCACAGCUGGCCACACUCCCAGCCCCCAGCUGACCACCUUGUCCAGACCCGUGAUUCACAACCCCCAUACUCUCAGCAAUGGCAGCAGCACACAGACCAGAGCUCGGGAGCCUGAAGAACACUCCACUCCCAAGGAUACCUCACACCCUCUCCCAGGGACCCAUGCCAGCCUGACCUCUCCUGGAAGAACAGCAGAGGAGGCUGGAGGAAGGCCCAGGCCAGUGCCCCACCUGCAGAGGCCUGACACUGAUGGGACCACAGAGCCCAGCAAGGUCAGGUCACAGAGGCCAGAGUUGGAACAACUGGAAGAGUCAGACACCAAGGUGGGUCUGACCUCUGAAGCAAGUUCAGAGCCAAGCGUGCUAGAAGAGGGACAUGCUGAGGACCAUCGACAGGGUCCACAACAGAAGAGGAAGCGGACCUCAGAUCUUCAGGACAAAGCCCUCAAGAAGCCAUCUCAAGGGAGGAGGAAACCGAAGGAAUCUCUGACCCCAGCAGACAGCCCCAGGAGCCCAAGGGACAUGGAAGACUUCAGCCUCUCCCCCAUUAACAACUGCCAGGAGUCCUAACCCACCAGACUGAGGGACACUGCAUUUGCCCAGAUGUGUCUUUCUGUCACAGACUAUUGCUUGCACAAGUCAAAGCACCCAACCUGAAGAUAGCUUGGAACAGUCAGAGCACCCAGGCUCUUCCUACUUUCAGAGGGGCUGGUGCACCACACCCCUGUCCCAGGUCUCUGGACGGCUCCUCCCCCUCUCAGCACUGUAGGAAGAUGGAACAACACCUGCAGGCAGGAUAGGGAAUAGGGAGAGCCUCCGUCCAGCCCCACCCCCUGCUUCUUUUUCUAGGCAACGCCCCCACCUCCCGAGCAAUUGACUAUGCAGACUUUUCCAGGUCAGGAAGGAUGCCUCAGACAGCGGUCUCAGGCGCCCCCUUGUGGAGUCUGAGCAAAUGCAGCCAGCAAAGGGGGGGGGGGAGGCAGUGUGCAGGUUGCCCGGUUAGAUGUGACCUUCGGAGAGCUCAGAGAAGAAUAUGAACGGCAUCGACUCAUUUAGGCAGGUGAUCCAGGACUAACUGGGCCUAAGCUCAGGAAGACAGAGCAAAAGCAGCCCUUAUGUUCUAUCGAGCCCCCGCAGACAAUCUGGUGCUGGUGAGGAGGAGACUCAGGGACCUGUGUGUAUGAAGUUUAAGAACAAAAACAGGCACUGUGGGCAAAUGGGUGAAAUCACCAGAGUCAGGGCCCAGUGUGGGGAGAGAUAAGGAAGAGAGAAGGUGACUUGGGGAGGUCAAGGAAGGCAGCAUCUAAAACUUAAAUUUGGAUUUUGAGGGGUGAAUAGGAGUGUGCCAAGCAGGUAAAGUUCCUGGUAUACUUUUAUAAGUGUCUAGAUGCCUGGUAAGAUGUCAGGGUGAAGGCCGAACAGAACUCACUUGACCAUGACUGCGUGAGGAAGGCCCGAGCUGGCCUAGUCAGGUAGAAGGGACCCCAGCACAAAGAGUAUGGAGAGUAGGAAUUUCAGUUGUAAGAGUCUGAAAUUUCUGGACCUGGAGAAGCUGUCCCUGGGACUGAGUGAGACCUGGGCUUGAUGAGGGGUACCAUUCUCCACUGGGCCUCUCUACCUGCCACCUGAAAGUCCAGAAGACUAAAUUCCAAGGGAUAUGGGGGGGGGGCUGUGCAUGUGUGCAUGCAUGAGUGUGUGUGUGUGUGUGUUCAAAUAGUUGUUACAUGUUUCUUAAGUUUUUUCAAAAUUAAAUAAAACACAAGCUGUAUGCUUUAUCUACUCUAA